Messenger RNA from Saccharomyces mikatae IFO 1815, 4452 nucleotides. It is a transcript of the gene MDS3, whose product is annotated as Mds3p. Gene Ontology annotation, molecular function: protein binding. Bases 1 to 4452 code for a protein of 1483 amino acids. Gene Ontology annotation, biological process: cell redox homeostasis. Gene Ontology annotation, cellular component: cytosol; mitochondrion. The record is from RefSeq and is a predicted model, not a curated record. The transcript has a single exon. Lineage: Eukaryota; Fungi; Ascomycota; Saccharomycetes; Saccharomycetales; Saccharomycetaceae.
AUGCCUUUACUACAACCUUCUACUUGCUUCUGUUACCCCCUAAAACUUCCGCCAUCACCGUUAGCUUCUGAUUCCAACGAGUUGGAUGAAUGCGCCAGGAAAAGGUUGACGCUGGAUUGCCGGACGGGUUCAGCUGUGACACUAACUAGGUCUAAUAUAUUCGUGCAUGGUGGUCUGACCAUCCCAUUAAAUCUACCUGUCGUAAAUUCCAUGCAAUUACAAAAGGAGCUUAUUCUAUUCUUUGCAAAAGAAAAGAAUAAUGGCAGCUCCUUCAGGAAUCUAAACGAGUGGAUAAGUAAAGAGACCUUUUUCUUAGACCUAAUGUCUCGAACUUGGUAUAGGGUGAAAACGUCUUUUGACCAGAAGACAGAGGAGUUAUUACAGGCAGAGAAUUCCAAUUUCAAGUUAGACGCUGAUACAAGCGACGUUCAAGUAGACAUUAGGAAAGCCAAAUCUCUCGAAUCCCCGCUCAAGGAAAGACUAUUUCAUUCUCUGUGCUAUUUAGAUGGCUGUUUGUAUAUAUUUGGUGGUCUCACUGUAUCUCCGCAAAGUGGGUAUGAGUUGAUUGCUGCUAAUGAACUAUGGAAAUUAGACUUAAAUACUAAGAAGUGGUCGCUUUUAAGCGACGAUCCUCAAAUAGCAAGAAGGUUUAACCAUACUAUGCAUGUCAAGAACGAAAACAAUGAUAAUAGAGACACGAAGUUGAUAAUUGUUGGCGGGCUAAAUAAUAUGGAUCAGCCAGUCAAGAAAAUAGACAUCUAUAACAUAACGCAAAAUUGUUGGCAAGCGGAAACCAUACCCAAACAACCAAUGGAUAUCACCACAAACGUCAAUGGCAUACCCCUGGCAUUGGCAAAGGAUCAAAAUUUUUCCAUUCUGGUUGAAAAUAACGAGGCCAAUGUUCCAGCACUGGCGUUCUACAUGCGAAGUGAUCAAAUAGACGAAUAUCUCGGAAAAGGUUCAUCUGAUAUAAAGGAACAUUCACCGAUAGUGGCAUUGCCUCUUUUGUCUGAAUCUCAUGGUAUUAGGAUGCCCUCGAAUGCGGCGUUACCGAAAAAGCUAUUGAACGUUCCGUAUGAACUAUUAGCGCCGACGGGGGACUAUUUCGGGUUUAAUAUUGUGAUUGGCGGAUUUCAUCCAAAUUACCAGUCUACCAACUUUCAUUGUUUUAUUUACGACAUUAAUUCGGGCAAAUGGUCACGGGUCGCUACCUCUUGUCCUGACUGUGAUAUAAAUAAGCACCGAUUUUGGAGAGUGUUUGUAUGGAAGUCACAUCAUCAGACAAUAUUAUUGGGUACCAAGACAGACGAUUAUUAUUCACCCAGUGUGCAAAGGUUUGAUCAUCUUGCCACUUUUGGACUACCCCUUGUGAAUAUCUUCAACAAGACGAUACAGUUGCCCCAUCAUAGAACUUCGGCUUCAUCUUUACCAAUGCCUAUAGAAAAUUUUGCCAAAAAUAAGGACACUCCAUUAAGAAAACUGAGCUUCACUUCAUCAGCCACUUCGCAAUUUGAAAAUUACAUCAGAUAUAUAGCUCCGCCUUUAGAAAUGACUUCUAUCCAGUCCGUUUUCCCACCUUAUGCCAUGGUUCUAGGUAAAGACGCAUUAGAAAUUUAUGGGAAACCCUUAUCAGAUUUCGAGUUUAUUACUAGUGAAGGUGAUUCUAUCGGUAUACCAUGUUAUUUAUUAAGAAAAAGAUGGGGUCGUUAUUUUGACAUGCUUUUAUCUCAAAGUUAUACUAAAGUUUGCGCCGAUUACGAAACCACUGGUACGCAGUCUACUUUAAUAAAAUUCUCGCCGCAUUCCUCCAGAAAUAGUUCCAAAGCCGUAAGGCAGGAAGGCAGACUUUCCUCAUCGGGUUCACUCGACAACUAUUUUGAGAAAAAUUUCCCAAUAUUUGCAAGAACUGGUGUUGCAGAGACUCAAAAUUCACGCCCUCAAGUAGCAAAUACAGACGCAAAACUUUCAAAUACACCUAGUAUGUCAGAUGAAUCAAACUCUUCCACUUCUUCUGAGUUAUAUUCCACUCCUCAUUACCAACACAAUAAUGAGGAGGAUGAUGAGGAUCCCGUUUCUCCGAAGCCUAUAUCAAAAUCAAACAGUAUUUAUAGACCCAUUAGGAAAACAGAAAGUUCGUCAACGACAAGUUCUUCAAAUGGUAUGAUUUUUAGGGUGCCUUUCAAAGAAAAAGCGGCAGUAAUGUCAAAUACAGAAGCUCUUUUAGAGACGAAUCUUUCAUUGCAAGAAUUAAGCCGAAGAAGAUCGUCACUUAUAAGUACCCCAUCUGGUGAGAUUCUCAGAUCGUCUAUAUCUGAAGCAGAACAUCAACGCCGUGCAUCGCACCCUCUUACCUCAUCGGCGCUGUUUGAAGGUGGAGGAACGCCUUGCGGCAAAAAACAGCAACAGCAUGCUCUACAAAAUCUUCAUAAUCAUUUGUCUCCUCGGAGAUUUUCCAGGAGUGCAAGAAGUUCAAUUUCCUAUGUAAGUUCUUCUUCUGACAGGCGUGGAAAUUCAAUUUCUAGUAGAAGCACAAGUGAGAGCCUUGGAACGCCACCAAUUUUAGGAGUCUUAAAUGUUCCAUUACCUCCUCAAACAAAAGAACCUGACGAACCCCCUCCACCAUGUCCUUCAAGCACUAGUUCUAAUGCAAGGCGGAGCAAUACUUUAACAGAUUACAUGCAUUCCAAUAAGGCUAGUCCAUUUUCUUCUCGUAGGCCAUCACAUAUCAGUAGGCGUUCUAGUACACCAGAAACAGAAAAUGCAUUUUCUGUAACGCCAAGAGCAUCUUUGGAUGGUCAAAUGCUAGGAAAAUCGUUAAAAGAAGGUUCCGCAUCACAAUACCCACAACCGAGAUUGAACUCUUUCCCGAAAGCUAAUGAAACAAUGCAAACACCUACAUCAUCUAAUAAUGAAUGGAGUCGUCAGUCUGUUACUUCAAAUACAGAUAGUCUUGAUAGUCUGCAGUCUAAUUUUGCCUUAGAGUUGGAGCCCCUAUUAACCCCAAGGUCACUAUAUAUGCCCUGGCCAACUUCCACGGUUAGAGCUUUUGCUGAAUUUUUUUAUACGGGCCAAGUAAACAGUAAAUGGCUCCUGGCACCAGUAGCGCUUGAUUUAUUGGUAAUGGCAAAGAUCUAUGAAAUACCGCUACUGUAUAAAUUGAUUCUCGAAGUUCUCUACUCGAUUUUGGCUAAAAAAGAAGAAAGUUUAUCCCUAAUAUGUACUUCGUUAAUGGAAACCUUCCACACCAAAGUUCUCAACUACUACAAGGGAGAUGAAGAAAGAACAAAAAACUAUUUAAGUUCAAAUGACAACUAUCAAGAACUCCUGAAAUUAAAGGUGUCCCUAGAGAAUAUUGAUAACGGAUAUUACGAUCCAGAUUUGUUGCGCAAGCAGUCAAGAGCACACUCUUCAAGUACACAAGAAAGUAGUGGGAGUGGGAAUGGUGAGAAAACCGCAACUGGUGCUGGCUCCCCGGAUAAUUCCUCAAGUAAUGUUCCUACAGUCUUUGCUGGUGGGCCCAGAGAUAGUCACAAUUCAGUAGGUUCUAUCGGGUUUCCAAAUAAUAUGAACAUGCAGGGCUCAAGGAGAUCAACGUCUGGAUUUUCUCCUCGCGUUAAGAUGAAGUCGAGUUUGAGUAAGGAAAUAAAUCCGAAAUCGUUCUAUGACGAAUAUGAGUCAAAAGAAUGCAAAAGUUUUGAAGAUAACGAUGAUCAGCAAACAAAUAUUGGGAGUUUCAACCUUAACCUGUUUGAUAUCAAUUAUGGCUCCAUCAGUAGUAGUAGUACUAACAGUAUUAGUAGUAGUGACCUAGAAGGAAAGGAAGAACAGGAACAACUUCAAGAAUUAUUAGACAUGGAAAGGGAAGAUUCCGCAGAGAUUUUAGACGCAAGGUUCAAGACCAAAGAAAACAAUAAACUGGCGAAAGAUAUUCUAAAAGACAAGAAACAAGUUUACCCAUCGCAAGAGAAAAACAACGUCUUCAAAACUAAAGAAGGGAAAGACACUAAAGACGACAAGGAGGAAGAGGAAGAGUUUGAUUUUGGCUUGGGGAUGCUUUCACUCAAUAAAAUAAAAAGGGAAGCUAAACAUGUUGACAAGAUAGACGAUUCCGUGGACCCUUUGUUCAAAUCAUCUGGCUUCCCACAGAGUCCUAUUCGAGCAUAUGGGUCUACCACAAGGACUAGUUCAGCUUCUGGAAAGCCAUAUAGAGACAGUCGUCCAUUUAAUGCAUUUUCUGUUUUGACAUUGGAGAAUAUGGCAUCUGCAAAUGCUCUGCCUCCCGUUGAUUAUGUCAUAAAAUCAAUUUACAGAACCACUGUAUUAGUGAAUGAUAUUAGAUUAAUGGUUCGCUGCAUGGAUUGCAUUGAACUAUCUAAAAAUUUAAGAGCACUUAAGAAGAAAACAAUCGAAGAUAUAUCAAAAUUGAAAAGCAUCUCGAAACCAUCACCAUAG